CCUGUUAUGUCGGGUACCAGUUGUCGAGAAACAGUCGGCCUCUAGCUGCGCGCGCCUCUCAAGCAAACGCGUACACCACGCAAAGAAAAAAACAAAAAAACAAAGCUUCAGCUAUCUCUCAGCCUGCAUGUCAUUUUGACGUCACGGCACUGUUACAAAAAUCACUGGCGCGCUUCUCAUUGGUCGAAAUUAAGUUCCGGUUGCCAAAUAUGGAACUAGCUACAUGACAGACUCCAUUCAUGAACGAUAGAGUAUAAGAGGAAGGAUUCAUUCAUGUAGCUAGACUUUACGAGACAACAGUGUACAAGGACUCAAAUGUCAAACGAUUCUUCUCCUUGUAAUGAAAGCGAUAACGACGUAGUGUCGACUGUACCUUAUUGUAAGAGGUCUACAUAAACUGUGUCACGGACGUUCAUUUCUUAAACUUGCUUUCGUCGAGUACCGCUACGUCAGUAUCUAUCUUCUUGAGUCUUCGCGAAAGCUUCGAAGACACACAAAAAGCCGUUAGCAUGAUUAUGGACGGGUUAGACACGCUUUCUCAGGUCGCCUUGAUCAACCAACAGAAUUACCGCGUUAGUUUCGAUAUGCUUAGUCCUUUCAUCACGUCUGAUGAUGAUCAACUCUCGCCCCAGCACGAAAAACCCGAUGAUUCUUCCCGGGAAACUCCGAGUUCAACCACGGCUGCAAUGCCGGAAAGUGCCGACGACAGCCUCAACACACCGGUAUCAACUGGGAACGGUUUUCUGAACUCUUUUUUCCCAUCUGAGGACAUCCUCUCAGAUCCAGUACCCAUUACAGCAGAAGCCACUGUAUCACUACCAGAGAAGCUGGAAGGAGAAAUGUUCUCCACCUCCUGCCAACAACAGAUGACCAACACUAUUACCACCUCUUCGCCCACCCCUCAGGGUGCACCCGCUGGUUCGUGGAUCUGCAGUGACAAGGCAUCAUCGGUGUUUUUACCUUUCUUGAACAUUCCCACACAGGUUUCUUCUCCGGCAUCUUCGGCUGCACCGACACCUCCUGCUCCUUCUGGCAGUGUGCCCUCUCCUGCUCCCUCAUCUCAUUUCUCAGCUUCACCAGCUUCAACGCCUUACGACCCCACUCCCCAAGAAGCUGUAUCCCUAGAACAGAAUUUUGGAUCCCCUGUUGGUCAAGCUGAAUUACUUUUACAAGUGAAUGCCCCACCCCAGUUUGAUCCCACCACUGGGACAUUCCUUAUGAAACAACCACCUGUGUACACCACCCAAGAAAAUGCCCCAACCUCAGAAGGCACUUUGACAACCUUGGUAGCAACUAGCAUCCAACCCUUUGUGGUUCAGCAGAAUUUUGAGGACGAUUUCUUCAGGACGGGGCCAACACCAUUCUCUAAGUAUCAGUGGUCUACUACUUUGCCGGAGUAUGGAACCUUCAGCACUGUUCAACUGACUCCCCCUUUAGUCACAACUGCCAUAGUGCCAAAGCAGGAACCAGGGCAAAUAAUGGACGGAGGAUUUGUGACAACUGCUAACCUCGCUGACUAUAACCAGUCAACCAGCAAGGGCCACGAGAUUCUGAGUCAGGCCUAUCAGAACAGUCCAGCACCCUUGAAGAUAGUACCCAUGAAGCCACGAAAGUACCCCAACAGACCAAGCAAGACGCCUGUCCACGAAAGGCCAUAUGCUUGUCCCAUUGAGGGUUGUGACCGCCGGUUUUCUCGGAGUGAUGAGCUAACCAGACACAUUCGUAUUCACACUGGUCAGAAACCCUUUCAGUGCCGGAUCUGUAUGAGAUCCUUCAGCCGAAGUGAUCAUCUGACCACUCACAUCCGAACCCAUACAGGCGAAAAGCCCUUUUCUUGUGACAUGUGUGGCCGUAAGUUUGCUCGCAGUGAUGAGAAGAAGAGGCAUGCCAAGGUUCACCUGAAACAAAAACAGAGAAAGGAAAACAAAGCCAGUGGUCAAGGCUCCACAGAGUCAGGACCAGGUAGUGGCCUCUUGACUUUGUCAUCACAUGCCUCCAUCUCUAGUCUUGUCCCUGGUAGCUCGUUUUCUCCAGAGUCUGUGAUUACUACAGCUCUACCAUGAGGUUCUUUAAACCAACAAUAUGUUCUCAUGACUCUCAAUUCUUGUUUAGGGUCGAGCCGUCAAAAGAUAGCUCCUCACUCAGGCUCUUCAGGCACCACACCCGUUCCUUCUCCAGCAGGGAAUUCAGUAAACUGAUGGUCAGCGCAUGUUUCGUAACUGGGUCUAAAGAAAGCUUUGCUAGUUUACCAGGGGAGAAUGCUUUUGAUGAAAUGAAACACAAACCUCUUGAAAUUAACAAUCACUCUUAUGAACUGACUCAAGAGGAAGGAACAUCUACGAUUUGUUUAGAUGUCUUAUACGUCAGUGGCCAUAUCAUCCCCUCCUCAAGCCUCAUCCAGUGCCUGAGUUCAUGAACGACCAGAGAUGUCCCCUUUAUGUUUUAAUCCAGUGCUACAGUUGUACUGAUAAGAAAGAACGAUAAUCCCUCCCCGAAAAAACCCAACAACAACAGACGAUGGUUAUAUGUGUGAAAAACAUUCAUUCCAAAAUUACUCUCAGACAUGAAUAUAUAUAUAUAUAUA
This is a messenger RNA of Limulus polyphemus (Atlantic horseshoe crab), 2584 nucleotides long. Its product is annotated as early growth response protein 1-like. The record is from RefSeq and is a predicted model, not a curated record. The coding region runs from base 510 to 2063 and encodes 517 amino acids. NCBI's taxonomy places the organism in Eukaryota, Metazoa, Arthropoda, Merostomata, Xiphosura, Limulidae. Gene Ontology annotation, biological process: regulation of transcription by RNA polymerase II. The transcript has 2 exons. Gene Ontology annotation, molecular function: DNA-binding transcription factor activity, RNA polymerase II-specific; RNA polymerase II cis-regulatory region sequence-specific DNA binding.